Molecule: messenger RNA, 694 nt
Organism: Salmo salar (Atlantic salmon)
Lineage: Eukaryota; Metazoa; Chordata; Actinopteri; Salmoniformes; Salmonidae
Source: RefSeq, a predicted model, not a curated record
AUUGCAGGUGGUGAGGAGUCGGCCAGUGAGAUAGGUGGCCAGAUGAACUAGAGCCAGGGGAACCUGUGGCCGUGGACAUGACUGAUCCGUUGGCUGUUUUCUGGUGAAUGGAUUAGGGUGUGCUGUGACCAUGCGUUGCCUGGCGGCCCGGGUCAACUACAAGACCCUGAUCGUCAUCUGCGCCCUCUUCACCCUCCUCACCGUGCUUCUGUGGAACCGCUGCUCCAGCGACACCGCCCUGCGCUUCCUCCCACGGGCCCCGCCGCCACCCCCCAGCGCCAAGGGGGGCGACGCCAGCAUUAGCAGCCAGCAGCAACCCCCGCAGCCCCCGGAGCCGCCGCCCAUAGUAGGCGGAGCUGCCGGCAUCAAGUACGAAGAGAUCGACUGCCUGAUUAACGACGACGUCACGAUAAAGGGUCGGCGGGACGGUGCUGAAGUGUACUUUCCUUUCAGCUGGCUGGAGAAGUACUUUGACGUGUACGGCAAGGUGGUGCAGUAUGACGGUUACGAGCGCUUUGAGUUCCAGCACAGCUACUCCAAGGUGUACGCAGCAGCGAGCCCUACCACCCGGACGGGCGUCUUCAUGUCCUUCGAGGCAUACAACGUGGAGGUGCGCGACCGCGUCAAGUGCAUCAGUGGAGUGGAAGGUGAGUCAAAUCCCUUGAGGCGCCAACAUUGAUCCGUAACACUGUCC